GAAUGCAUGCGGAGGUGCAAAAUAAGGGGUGGGUCUUGUAGACUCUACAAAAUGGCUACAAGAUAUAGCCAGCUCAAUAUUGAUACUGAUACUCUGAAGCAGAAGACUGGGGUAACAGACACCCAGCUAGACCAAACAAUUGAGCAGGAACAAUUGUGGAGCCUGGCUGGUUUACUUGGCAGCUAUGAUAAGUUUGUUAGAAAGCCAGGGUUUGAUCUCAAUAAUGCCGAUAUAGCAGAUCUGAAGGAUUGUGCCUUUAGGAAUGGCUAUCAACAGGCCAUGUAUGAAGCUCUGAGAAAAUGGGAAAACAUAAUCCUUGACUUCACUUAUCGGUCGUUGUUGGAGAUUUUGAUUAGUCUUCGUGAAGGAGCUUUGGCUGACCAAGUGUGUAGGACUUUCAUCCAGACACAAGCCAGUGAGCUGAAUAAAGAAAACGCUGUGUCCUUGUCACCUGCACCAGGCACUACAACUGCUGACUGCAUAAAAAAAUUUGAAACGAGGUUUAUGGAUCUACGAAAGGUGGCUCUCAAAGAAAUAACUGAGAAACAAAUAUCUGUGACUGAUUUCCGCCAAACACUCAUGAUAUUGCCAAGCUCUAUGACAAAUGAAAAUAAAGAUUUUAUCAUAUCGAAGUAUUCCUUGUUUGAAAAAGCAGAGUCAAUCGAAAGCAUCUUUUUGCAUCUCAAUUUCUACCUAAGCUUUAUUGACUUCAGCCUUCUUGAGCAUAUCAUAGAGCAAUUUGGUAGUGAUAGUCUGAAACGAGACAUGAGCAGCUAUGCAGAAGACAUGAGACAGUUCAGAAUCAAAACCUCUGUUAGCAAAGUACUUAACUAUCUUCCGAGAAUUUCAGAUGCUCCUGCAGAUCACUCUCGUCUAACAGUGAAGUUUAAUGUUGAUGUUCAGACUGCAACUCUUGAAGAUGUAGACACAUACAGGAAACGUUUCGCUAGUGAUUUUUUGCUCUCCCAGCUAGCCCUUUCUUUGUUUGACCUCCAGGAAAGCUCACUACUGGUUACAUGGCUAGUGCCUGCUGCUGUAGGAGCAAUGAUCAGUGACCAAGUGCAGAAGAAAACGGCUUCUUUUAACAAUAUUCUCAAGCUAUCACUUGAAGGAGAAUGUCUCUACCCUUUCAUGCCAAAGGUAAAGGUUAGUCAAUCAGAGGGAUCUAGUAGUCCUAUGAUUAAAGCUGGAGCUAUGAUGCUCACUCGUAAACCACAUCAAAGAAUAGCGGAUGAAAUGAAGCGAACAAUCGACAUCGAACCUAAUCAUCAUGGACUGGCUAUUGUUGUACCAUAUUAUACGUUGUUGGACCUAACGAACAUGCUCAGGAAGAAAUUGAGAUUUGAUAUUUACGAGCCUCGAAAUAAACGAUCCCUAAAGUCAUACAUGCAAGCUGUAGAUCUUGUGGAGCUGAAACACCAUCCCAUAAUAGUGGUGGUAUCUGGAGUUGGAGUGAGUGAUAAUGAUCUAUACACUGUUAUUGGUGACAUCGACAUCAAGGAAGAUAUUAUGGCACCACUAUUCCCUCCUAUUGCCACACACCUUGCUGACAACCCAAAGAUAUUCCUGUUUAUUGCCAGAUCCGACUCUUCUGAACGCCGUGCUCUACAUUUCGUUGAAGCAAUCUGGGAAAACUGCAUUAUUGGUUAUAUUGCAUGUGGUGGUCUCAGUGUUAUGCGGUGGUUGGAACACAUCGUACGGGACGAACUGGCAUCCUCUUCUAUGUCUGUGCAAGAGAUCUUCACUUCAAUUAGUGACCAACUUCUACCCAUUGUUACCAUGACUGUGGUCGACCGUCUCAAGGAGCCAUUCUACUUGCAUCCUCGUGAACCUGAGCUAAUCAUCGGAUCACAAGAAUCAUCCGGGGAGUCCAGUUGUCUAUCACAUUCAAGUGGACUAUCAGUCGCUGAACAAUCGCAUCUACUGGAACAACCAACCAAGAAGCUCAAGACUGAAGUAUCACCUGAGUCGAGUGAGAAACUCCAAAUUGAUGAAGACUUAUAGUGCUCACCUUAUUAUUAUAUACAACGCACCUGUAUAAUCAUGUGUAAUUCUGUUCGAGCAAAUUCUUUAUAUUUUUUGUACAAAUUGCAAGUAAUUAUUGACAACAGCA
Messenger RNA from Halichondria panicea, 2113 nucleotides. RefSeq lists its product as uncharacterized. Lineage: Eukaryota; Metazoa; Porifera; Demospongiae; Suberitida; Halichondriidae. Bases 7 to 2004 code for a protein of 665 amino acids. The record is from RefSeq and is a predicted model, not a curated record. The transcript is spliced from 5 exons.